AUGAUGUCCGUGACUCGAACCCUGCUGGUGGUAGCGGCAGUAGCAGCAGCGGUACUGGCUGAGGCAGAAUACCCAGCACCAUGCUACCCCGAGACCAUCUAUGUCACCCAGUACCAGACGCAGGUCCAGCAGGUUCCAGUAUAUGAGACGGUCUAUAAACAGGAGUACAUACCCACUACAUACUACCACACCCACUUCAACACCCAACACAAGACCCUCCACCACACCCAGUACGUCCCCAAGUACAUCACGGACGUGGUCUACAAGACCAACGUCCAGUACGUCACCAAGUACAGCACCCACUACCACACUGCCUACCACACUGACUACGCCACUAAGAUCAAGUACAUUCCCAAGUACAUUACCAAGACCCAGUACCAGACCCAGUACAGGACCGACGUAAAGUACCAGCCCGUCUACGAGACCAUCUACAAACCCAAGUACUUCACCAAGACGUACGUGAAGUACCACACGCAGUACGAGACCCAACUGGUCCCCCAGUACUACACGGUGACCAAGACCCAUCAGACCUACAAGACAGUGUGUCCCAAACCUGUCUACGGCUACGGCUUCUAA
This is a messenger RNA of Cherax quadricarinatus, 576 nucleotides long. RefSeq names its product adhesive plaque matrix protein-like. NCBI's taxonomy places the organism in Eukaryota, Metazoa, Arthropoda, Malacostraca, Decapoda, Parastacidae. The record is from RefSeq and is a predicted model, not a curated record.